AUGGCAGCCAGGGGGGUUGCAACGAAGCACUGGUACAAGGAAAGGAGAGCCUGCCUCAGCGGGAGAGCUUGGGCCUGCCUGAUGUUUGAACAGGGGCGUCUGAUCGGUGUGAGCAGCCCGCUCAACAGCAGUGUCGGGGAGGCUGUGGAGACAGCCCCAAGGCAGGGGGCCAAGGGGUGGUCCCCUAUUCACCUCUGUUGCUUCCCCAACUCCAGAGUGACAGAGCUGGGCCUGGCAGUGGAGCGUCUUCAGAAGCAGAAUCUGGAGAAGGAUCAGGUCAACAAGGACCUCACCGAGAAGCUUGAGGCCCUGGAAUCCCUGUGGCUACAGGAGCAGGCGGCCCUGGAGACAGAGGAUGGAGAGGGGCUACAGCAGACCCUAAGGGACCUGGCACAGGCCAUCCUGUGCUAUGUUGAGAGCGGCGUCCAGCUGAGCGUCUCCAAGUGUCUCCGAGCCGAGAGCCUGCGGGGGGGGCUCUCGGGCCAGUGGACCCCGUCCCCACCGCGGCGCUCCUAGCCAGGCCGAGGUCGUU
Mandrillus leucophaeus (drill) is the source of this 532-nucleotide messenger RNA. Its product is annotated as rootletin-like. Lineage: Eukaryota; Metazoa; Chordata; Mammalia; Primates; Cercopithecidae. Bases 1 to 516 code for a protein of 171 amino acids. The transcript is spliced from 4 exons. The record is from RefSeq and is a predicted model, not a curated record.